ACACACACACACACACAUCCGGCAAAUAUCCCAAAAAGAGAGUGAGAGUGAGAACAAAGCAAAGAAAGAUAAAAUUGUUUGUUGUUAUUAUUGCCUGCUCAAUGGGAAAAGCCUAAAAACUGUAUAAAGUUGUUAUCUUCUAUAGUAGAAUUCCCUGUAUAAGUGUAUUGGUGUGAUUUUCCCAAUUCUUCGCAUCCAUGUGUCAGUUGUGUUGUGGUGGUAUAUGAGGUCUAAAAGCAAUAUCGAUUUCGUUUGCGCUGCUGCUUAUGCUACUGCGGCCUGCUCAUUUUAUUUUUAAACCCCAAAAAGGAUUGUUCAUCGACAGCAGCAGUUCCAAAACAGUUCGUGGUUGCCUGCCUGCUCAACUCUACCUUUAGCGGACGUGGCCAGUAUCGUUUGUUCAUUUUCUUUGACUGUGCAGCGGAUGACAAAACAUUGGUGAUUGGAAUAAAGCAAAGAAAUAGUCAAAUAUCCAUUGUGUUGGGCCAGGAAUACAUGUCAAUUUUUGCAUAGCUUGGAGAAGAAAACAAUAAAAAAACGCGAUUUUGUCGUUGCCAUGUAAAGCCAAACAAUUGUGGAGACAACCGCCACAUCUAGACAAGACUUUAUACUCCAGGUACUCGAUUGCAGUUGGAUACUUCUAAAAAAAGGCAUACAUUUAUUGUAAAAAACAACACAAACCAUCAAACUCUAUUAUAAGCAGUUCCAAAACAUUGUUCCUGCCGCCUUACCAUAAACGCAAACAAAAGAAAACCCAAUUGAGCGCCAUAAAGGAGCAACCCUCAUUAAUAAUUCUAAGCAUUCGUAAACCCAAAACAAUCUAAACAAAAAGUUAAAGCAGUCCCCCACGCACACACGCACACACACUAAACCAGCCCAGUUCCAGACCAACCCCAACAAACGUUAAACCGUCCGUCCGGUGACAAUACCAACGUAUAACCAACCCAACUUUUAAAUGCAUUCAUAAGCCUAGAAUUUUGAAAUUCUUUUUGAAAAAGUUUACAAAACACAAUAAAAUGGAUACCUCUAGUAGGACAACACCUGUAACGCCGGACACAUGCACGGCCAGCACCUCCACUUCGUCAUCGACCACCUCGUCGGCGCCUCAGUACAGCGAUGAGAUGAGAAGGCCAUUGCACAACUUAGAUCUCUUGCCGCGACAGGGCAGUGGCUCAUCCACGAAAACCUGUGAAGUGGAUUUGGGCGAUGAGGAGCGAGAUACCUUUUCGCCGGUAAGCAGUACCAACAACAGCCCCCAACAGGAGGAUCGCCUGCAUGAGCAUAUAAUGGGCAAUUCGAGUACAUCGCUGUUGAAUGGAGAGCCCAGUUGUUCCACCACCUCAUCCACCUGCAAAGAUUACAAACAACCAUUUGGCGAUAUGCAUGGCGCAGGUUCCCCUUUGAAACUGAAAAUUGUCAAUUCACUGUCGAACAACAUGCUGCAGCAACCUGCCCCCUCUUCCAAGGAGGAAAAGCAAAGGCAAAAUGAGGAAAUAGUCAUAUUGGAGACUUCUUCAAUAUCAUCCGAGACUGGUUCUUGGGAUUCCGUAUUUCCUCAUGCACAAAAUCCAGCUCCCUCACGACCCCCUGUCCCAGUGCCCCAAGCCGAUGUGGACUUGAGCAACUAUUGUGUGGGCUUUUUGGAAAAGAAUCUGAGUUUGAAUGCCUCUCCAGGCAAUAAACUAAAAUUGUCCAAAGAUAAAGAGGACACCGCCUCUUCAUCCUCCUCCAUAACGACAUUGAAACACAAGGAGCUGGAUUUGGAGCCCUUGGCCAGGGAGAGAACCUAUUCGGCGGGCCACAAUCCCAUGACCGCAGACACAUCUUCGCUAUUCAAAGGAGUCAGUUCUUCUUCGUUGCAUAGGGAACUCCUAAAUAAAUCGGAUAACCCUUUGACUUCGUCUCAGACCAGUGCUUGCUUCAUAGAUGCCUCAUCGCUGUGCGAUGAAGAUGAAGUGCCACCUUAUCCCAAACCAGCGGGUGAUGUGGGAGGAGUGGCCGGUCUCAGCAAGCAGUCCAAAGAAAUGUUGGAGGGGGAGGCUGAUGAUGAAUCGCCCACCAAAAAGUUAGAAACAUUCCAUAAAUCAUUUGCCCGGUGCAAAGUGAAAUCCAAAGAGGAGAUGAUGCCAUCUCCCCCAGCUUCCAUAAACAAUAUUGCCACGGCCACCACCACCAUCCCUUCCUCCAACAGCAACAAUCGACCCAUGUCGUCAAACUCCUCCUGCAGCUCCGAAGAAAACAAUGAUAAACAAACCGAAUCUGUUAGCAAUCUUUCGGAUGAGGAAAAACUUUGGAAGAGAGAUCAUAAACCGCCCUUGGUGGAGGAUGAUAAUGAGGGAGUUAAGUUAUUGGAGAAUCAUAAAAAUCUUUUGGCGGAUGAUGGCACUGAGGCCUCGGUCUCUUUGGCCCAUGAUGUGGACUCAUCGGACUCCUCCGAAUUGUUUCGCAUUAAAAGGGAAAAUGAAAGAAAAUUCCCACAAUACUCAGGUCUACCGCCGGUGGCCUCAAAGCUGCUGAACACACACGGAAGUAUGGUAAAUAGUGGUAAUGGUCACCACCUUCAUCAUCAUCAUCAUCAUCACCAACCUAGCCACAGCCACAAUACAGCCAAUCACAGUGAUGUCAGCUAUACCACGGAUUACUCUUCGUCUAGUCCAGCGCCUAGUUUACAAUGGUCAGAGCAUGAGCACAGGCCUAGUCAUAACCAAAAACUGCAUAUAGAGGAAUACGAUCCCAUGGUUGCCGUUGUCAAAGCCAAAUGUAUGCUUCCGGACACACCGCACAACUCCAUAGUGCACAUAGAGCCCAACUGUUCAUCCAAUACUUCUUCCAUACAUCGCGAUUACACACUUUCCUCCUCGUCGUUUUCACAUCAUCGCGACUCGGGGGCCUAUUGUAGUGAUGCCACUGAUUCGCCCAUACCCAUGCCACGCACCCCCAAACGAUCCAAGUUCGAUGAGGCGAAUCCCAUCAUUUCGGGUGGCUCCCUGAUCUCAGACUUCCAGGUGAAGCCUUGCGAAAGUCCCUCGCUGAAGAGAAAGACCGAUACCUGCCCUAUUGUUUCGGGAGGCUUCACCUCCCUAGACUUCGAACACACUCAACCCAUAGGCGAUGAAGAUGACGAUGGGGAGGCAGUACAGAUACGCAAUAAAUCCAAGGCCAGGAAACCCAUACCAGGCAUUGCCUCCUGGGUGGUGGAUAUGAGUGAUUGCCAGUAUGGAUCGGAACGCCGCCGAAGCACCAGUUCCUCCUCUAGCCUAGAGAUUUCUAAUUCGAAAUUUAGAGAACGCUCUGACUCGAAUAGUUCGCAUAAAAGUGGCUGCGGUUUCUAUGUCUCCCUCGAUGAUAUGGAAAAGAAACCACCAAAAGAGAAAAAGCCCUCGUCGUCGUCGUCGAUUGAUUCACCGCAGAUGAGUAAGUCAUUCAACGCCCCACCUCCCUCGGCCAGGUUCUUUGUUAAUCUUUCAGCCAGCGAAUAUAAACCCAAAGAACAACCCCGUCCCCUUGGCGCAGCGGAGGAGAUCAAGCCGCAAACCAAAGGCGAUGAGGAGACCACUGCGUCAGCAAAUAGCUCACAGAAAAAUCUCUUCAGCAUGUUUAUAGAUAUAGGCAACGGAAACGAUAAGAAGCCCACAAAACCUUUACGCAAAGAACCCUUCAGUCUGGCACAACGACUGAGCACAUCAUUAACGACGACGCAACUAAAGAAAUCGGAAGAAGCACCAGCCAGCAUGAAAUCAGCGGCCAGUUCAACAGAGACUUUAAUGUCGAAAUCAAAUCAGAAUAGAAUGACGGCGACGGCAGCGACGGCCUCAGCUGACAGUUAUGCAGGCAAUCAGGGCGGCGAGAGCAAAUCAUUGGACUAUAAAAUAAAUUUCGAGCCUCCCAUAACGGUGGCGGCCAUUCGCCGCCUUUCCAUGCAGCAGAAGGCCCAGCAUGAGGCAAAUAAACGCCAUUCAUGGGGCAACAACAGCAAUGCCGGGACGGGCAUCGCCAAUGGCAUACCGGACUACAAGCGUUCCAUAAGCCUUACCAAUAAUGGCGACUCCAAAGACUCGGGCAAGGGCCUGAUGAGCAUUAUCGAUAAAUUGCCCAUCAUAUCAAAAACCUCUUCGCUGUCCAUAGACAGUUCCAUUUCACCAUAUGAUGAUUAUACGGGCUCCAAGUCAGAGCUAAGCACCAGCUCCGGCGGUGAAAGGGAGGAUCACGAGCAUGGGCUGCAAAAUCCCCAUCAAACUCGCAUUAAGAAACGACGACGCGACGUUCAACUCAAUGAGACCUUUGAUAAAUCCAGUUUGGCUUCCAUUACCGACGGCAUCUUGUCCAAAGAUCUGUCGCCUCUGUCCACCACAGACACUGAUGACUUGACCUUUCAGCAGGAUGAGGAAAUGGCGGCCCGUGAGGCCGAGGAGGCUAUGGCCCAUCUACAAACCACCCAAUUGCCAUCACAAAAUAUUCCCACCACCUCGGCGGGAGUGGUGGGGUCUGGCAUAUCAUCGGCGCGCAUGUCUAACAUUAUAAUGGAGACCAUUGUGGAGGCCAAGGAGACUGCUUCGCCCAAAAAAGUGGCCCAGAAUGUGAGCAUGGAUUCGCUACAGGCCACCAUUGAAAAGCAGAAGAUGUUAUUGGAGACAGUUACUGAGCAUGCGGAGACCACAAUGACGGGCAACACCUUUGUCAAACUCUCCGAUAUGGAUAAGCCGGUCAAUCUGAAUUUGAAGUCACCCGAGCGCAUGUGUUCCAGCGUGGGUGGGGGUAACAAUCACAGGCAAAUAAAUCGCCUCUAUCGCGAUGACAACAGUCGAGCCAAUCGGCCUCACUCCUGGACCAUGUCGCGCUCCACAGGCAACAGUUUUCAGAAUUUCACCAAUUCGGUGGAGAAUCUAAGAAGUCUCUCAAGGCUCUUUCCCAAUUUCUCCAAGGAAAUCUCCAACUCUCUGCCCAACGAUAUGACCUUGGAUAACCUUGACUAUAUACAAACAGAUCUCAGCAAUGACUCGAGCUUGGCCUCCAGCAUAAGUCGUUCCGGCAUGGAUGAAUCUUCGAUAUCUUGUCGACAACCGCGACGCCUGGGUGAAGACCUCUUGAAGAUGUUUCUGCAGGAAAUAGCCACCGAUAUGAUAGUGGAGGUGCACGGAAGGCGUAUAAAAGCCCAUAAAUGUAUUUUGCGUUCGCGAUGUCAAUAUUUUGCAGCCAUGUUGGCCGGUAAUCAGUCCUCGAGUGUGGUAUCACUGCAGGGCUAUUCCUAUUCGGCGGCCCACUUUGCCUUGUGUCACAUAUAUUCGGGAGCCUCACAUCCUCCGGAUGGCAUUAGCCUCAUGGAGUUGGCUGCAUUGGCAGAUCUAUUGGGCCUGGAGGGCCUCAAAGAGGUGACAGCACAUGCCUUGAAAACCAAUUAUUGCCAUAAUUUCCAUAAGCCCUGCUCGGGAUGCAUUGAUGGCACACUGCAAGUAUUGCCGGUGGCCUUGAAUCAUGCUCUGGACGAUUUGUAUCGCAAGUGUUUGAAAUGGACCUGUCGUCACUACAUGAAGGUGUGGCCCACAAGACAAUUUGCUCAAUUGCCUUCGGAUAUUUUGGGCAGAUGUCGGCAACAGAUAGUGGCCAAUUUGACCUCCGAAUCGGUUUUGAACACAGUCUUGGACUUUGACAACCUUCUGGCCCAACUGGCCACCUAUCGCUGGGGUGGAGUUUGCGAGAACUUGGUGCGCAACAUUCUGGAUGCGGCCUAUGGCUAUAUAGCCGACCACUUUGCUAGUUUAAUUGCCAGCGAUUCUUUCCUCUCCCUGGGCCAUGAUCGCAGUUGCCAAAUACCCCAUCUAGAGGGUGUCCUACUACGUACCGCCUCCAAUUUAACACCAGAUCAAGCAUGUCGUAGUUAUCAGAGGAUAACACGCCUUAACACUGUGCUACAAGCCAAAGUUAUACAAAUGCCUGCGGGCUUAGGAGAACUGGCCAAAGAACUACAGGGUCUUCAGGAGGAAGAUCUUGACUGGGAUACGGAGUAUAUACGUUUAGUUAGUUCGAUACUGUCGGCCGUGGAGCAAUGCCUUAUAAGGCAAUGUUCGCGUGCCAUGCGUGUAACCGCUUGGCAGCGCAUGGAUUUGGAUUUGCGCAAGAAAAUACAAACGCUGGCCCGUCUAACGGAGCCAUUGGAUCUCAAACGUGGCAAACCCGUUUCAAAGGCCUUCUCAUUUGGAGGCAGUACCAGAAAUCAAGACUUGCAACAAGUCAAAGCGGUCAUACAGGCACACUCAAAACGCACCCUGGCCCAGGACACUCAAUUGUUUAAGGCCACACAGACCACACACGAUGCGGUGCAGACCACGGAACGCGGUGUACAAGCCAAUCAUGAUUUGAGAGAGGGAACAAGUCGAGUUUUGAAAUCCAAUUCACGAGCUCAUGUUCCUCAAGCAUUUAAGGGCAUCUCUCAAAGUGCCGUCACCUCAGAACGUAACAGUGCCAAUGUUGCAGCUGGCACAGCAGCAGCAGCAUCAUCAUCGACAGCAGCAGCAACCCAUCAUCGUCGUACCAAAUCCGAGGCUCCAACGACUGCUAGCCAUAAAUCUAGCGAACCAAAGAAACAUGUGGAAGCUAAAACCACAAACGAUGCGGAAAAGAAAUUCAAAGUGCAUCCCAUUAAAUUGGCCGAGGUUAGGCCACGCUAUUUGGAACCCAAAAAAAUUCACACGGCCACAACUAAUGUUCAUGGCUUGGGCAAUGGCCCGAUACGAAGUAGUACCAGCUCCAGCAUACCCGCCAAUUUGGCUAAGAAACAAAACUAUCAGCAAUCGUCUAGUGAAAGUUCACGUCAUUCUAGUCCAGCGACGCGUAAACAUCUCAAUGGCAAAGUUGCCACAAUCAAAUCAACCAAUAAUAUGUCCCUGGACAGCUUGACCUCGGGCAAUCGCACGGCGAGGUGUAAAACCAACAAGUCUUCCGACAAUGAACGUUUCUCUGACCUAUGUGUGGACUCUAUGAAUGAGAGCCUGAAGAGUUCAGUGAUAACCAACAAAUCAGCAUCCCGGGAAUCUUUGCUCUCCAAUCGACUGGGAAGAUCGACAAAGCUUAAGAGUGAAACCUUGAAUGCUGCCAACGGCAAGGGGCGAACAAAUGGCACCAUUAGGCCAGUGAGACCCACAAGCCUGGGUCCUAGAGCGCCCAAGUAUUUGCAGCAAAAGGUAACCUCCACCGGUUCCAGUCCCUCCUCGGUAACCACAACCAAAUCAGCCACUAGUCGUCUAUCAUCGGUCUCCUCCACACAAUCGUCCAGAGAUUUCUAUAAACGUUCGAUAUCGGUGCCGGGCCAGGCGGUGGGAGAAAACAAUCAGCCCCCCACCAAGCAUAGUUUCCUCUCGGCCAAAUCCCGAGAAAUUCUGGCGCGGCGAGCCGAAAAAGAAAAGAACAAACAACAGCAGGAACAAAUGAAGCACUCACAACCCGAGCGCCUGCAUAAGGAUGAGGUGACGUGUAAGUCCAACCUCAGUCUCUCCGGGGGACCUGUUAUGCGUUCUGCCUCCCAUUCUUCGGUUCUAUCAUCGAAUAAUCGCAAUAAUAUGCCACCCUCCAAUAUACCCACAAGAAGACCGAAUUCCUUGCAAUUGAAGAAAACCCACAACAAAACAAACAACAGCAACAGCAACAAUUAUCGAAAUCACAAGUCCUCCUCUGCUGCUCUGCAUACCAAUUCCAAUGAGAUCUAUCAAACGGCCCAGGCGGUAAAGCAAAAAAUCGAACUGCUUAUCAAGACUUCGGCAGCGACAAAGGCCAUCGGCAGCGGCAACAACGUUGAUGAUGCUCGCCCCACAAUUGUGGUGGAAUCCAAAUUGGAACGUUCGAGCACAUUCUGCAAAGAUGCAGCCGAAGUGGCCGAUAUAAAUGAAUUGCAAAUUAUCGAAUAAAUACAGAGUCACACUGAAUGCUGCCAAUGUGUGCCAAGGGUGAUGCAGAGAGACAUAGGGGGCAAUUAACCAACAAGGCGCUGCGAUGCUGGCGUGGGGAAAACCUUACACACUUGCGUUUGUCGAUGGGAACUCUAAAAUUAUACGAGGUAUGUGAUGGCUAUGUGAUUUUAUGCAGAUAUUUUUAUAAACACCAGGAAACAUGCUGAGCCCCUUAUCUUUGUUGUGGUCAAGUUUUGUCAGCAAAGGGUGGUUUUGCUAAAGGUACUUCAGAUUAUGCCUUCAUUGCCUUCUAGAAAUAG
Stomoxys calcitrans (stable fly) is the source of this 8200-nucleotide messenger RNA. RefSeq lists its product as uncharacterized. NCBI's taxonomy places the organism in Eukaryota, Metazoa, Arthropoda, Insecta, Diptera, Muscidae. Bases 1017 to 7898 code for a protein of 2293 amino acids. The transcript is spliced from 3 exons. The record is from RefSeq and is a predicted model, not a curated record. Gene Ontology annotation, molecular function: protein binding.